Molecule: messenger RNA, 2142 nt
Organism: Paramuricea clavata
Lineage: Eukaryota; Metazoa; Cnidaria; Anthozoa; Malacalcyonacea; Plexauridae
Source: the annotation of a GenBank genome assembly
AUGAAAAAGAUAACUGUUUUUAUUCGAGACGGAGAAACUACGAUCAAAUUACAUAGACCGUUAGUUCUAACACCCACGUCUAAACUUUACGUGAAAACAGCCGCUGUGUUUUGGACGUACGAAAAUAUCCGUAAAGGCGACAAUAAUUAUUUUUCCGUCGACAAGAAAAAAGUGGUGUUGAAAAAUGGAUACUGGACGUUUAAACAAUUACGUCAAAGUUAGAGAGUCACGGUCUCGUCGUCGAAGAUUUUCCAGACGGACGUAUACGGAUCGGAUUUGGAAAAAGUAUCAAAUCUUUUAAUCCGUGGAAACUCGGUCUUCUGUUAGGAUAUACUACAUUUUCGGAAUUACAUCCGGGUCAACAUCCCGUGGAUAUUCACGAAGGAUUACGUUACGUGACGAUCGGUUGUAAUCUAGUCAACCGAUCACAAAAUAUAGAUCCCGACGGAUAUCCCAGCAAUAUCGUGUCGUCACUUCCCAUCGACGGAACGAAACCUUUAUUCGGGACAACGACCAAAUAUAACGAUAUCGAAAGUGAAGUGCAGGCAGAUGCAGGAAUUUAUCACGAACUUCAUUUCGAUGUGAAAUCUAACGUCGACGGAAUCAUGCCUGGAAAUAUUUUGAUAGAAUUUUAUAUCGUCUAAGAAUAAAUGGAAAAGGAAGAACAGAUUUUUCGUGACUAUUACGGAAAAAAUUAUGAGAAGGUUCGAAAAGCUUAUCCUUUAGAAAUCCAGAAACUCAAAACUAAUUUUCUUAAAAAAUAUCCGAACGCCACAAUAUCCAGGUUUGAAUUUAGCGUGACGUUUGCAAAAGAUGGAACGUUAAGUUCGACAGAUAUUUCAUUUAACGUGGAUGAAUUAUCAGGUUAUGAUAUUACAUCCGAGACGUUCUUACAGAAUCCGGAAUGGACCAAAUAUUUAUACUGGAAAGAUGGAUGGCGAAAUGUUGCAUCCGAUAUGAUAUUCCGUCCGAAUCCAGACUUUGCCGUAAAUUUUCAUACGUUCCCUAUUUACGUUUCAGAAACAGAUUCUUUUCCCGUGGACUUAGAAUAUACGAUACCCGAGUACACGGGAACAGGAAAUUUUGUAAAUUUAAUCCCGUUCGACUACCAUCAGAAUUCUUAUUUUCGAUCGUUGGCAGCAUGUUACGUCGCAACAUUUAAAUCCGGGAUUUCUGAAAACCAUUUGAAUAAUACCUUGUCCAAUUCACAUUUGAUCACGGCCAUCGUGAAAUUUCACGUACAUUAUCAGACGGAAAAAUUCAUGAAAAAUCCAAAAUUACUGGAUCAUUAUUUAAGCGAAGACGAUCUUUACGUCUUGAAAAAAUACAUGCCGACGACCGAAACGUGGGAACGUCGAACAUUAUCUUCACAUGCUAAUCUUGGAACGUGGUAUUAUGGAUUGCCUGCCGAUACGCGACAGAGAAUUCGAAACCAACAUUACGUUCGUACGCGGUACGGCGGAACAUAUAUCGUGUACGAAUACUUAACGAAAAGACUUCCGAAAAAUGUGACGGAAGAUUAUAAAAUAUUCAUUCCGAAAACAUCGCGUGGAUUGACGAAAAUCGGACAACGGUUAUUUCAACAGAGUCUCGAAGUUUACGUCUACGCCGUUCUUGGUGCGCAAGCGAAAACCCGAUGGAGUAUUACAGGACAAGGCGCAAAAAGUUUACAGACCCAAGACGUGUUUCGAAAAGUUUUGAGAGACAGUAUCGUUCAGAACGAUAUUACAACAAUCAUUCGCAACAUGCGUACGGCGAUCGCAGAUACAAACGUCGUGUUAAAUUUUGCAAUCAUGCCGGAUUCUCAUUCCGUCCGACAUGCGAAUUUUACAAAAACCAUUGAAAGGCUACAACAAUAUUUUAACGUUGGCUAAAAGCGGGAUGAGUUUUGGAAAAAAUGAUAAGGUGAAUUUUACAGAGACUCCUGUGAAAAAACCAACAAGUCCCGUGAAAAAUCCUGUAACAAGUCCUGUGAAAAAUCCUGCGAAACCGAUAAGUCCUGUGAAAAAUCCUGUGAAACCAACAAGUCCCGUGAAAAAUCCUGUGAAACCAACUAGUCCCGUAAAAAAUUCACAAAGUCCUUCCACUUUGGGAAUUGUGACCAUUGUUUCGAUGGGAGCAGCUUACUUUCUAUGGAAAUAA